UACCAGUAGAAGAAGACACAUCCUCCACUACAGGUUACUGGUUACUGGUUUCAUUAUGUGACCGCAAGCCGUCUAUAAUGAUCCCCAGGAAAAGAAGAAGAAAAGACUUGGCAUCAGUAGAGAAGGAACAAAAAGAGUCACCGAAACUUCACGGUCUGAGUAAUCAGGGAGCAACAUGUUACCUCAACAGUGUUCUGCAGGUUCUCUUCAUGACAACCGAGAUUCACGACAGUUUGGAUCAAAACUCCGAUACAGAUAAGGAGCUGAGAAACCUCUUUGAAAAACUGGAGACAGAACCAUGUAGGACAGUAGACAUCACAAACAGUUUUGACAUUACAGACGUGCAUCAACAACGUGAUGCUGCUGAAUGCCUGGAAAUGAUUUUACACAAAGUCAGCCCACAGGCCUCCCAGGUUUUCAAAGGACAGCUGAAAUACUCGACAACAUGCUCCAAAGGCCACAGCCUCAACACAGAGACGAAUCCAUUUCUGACUCUUCCACUGUCACUGAAGGAUGCUAACAAUUCAACCUUCAGUGUGGAGAGUGGCUUUGACAACGUUUUCCAGACAAAAUCCUUCAUCGGAGACAACCUGGUGUACUGUGAGCAAUGUGGAAAGAAAACAGAGGCCACCAGAGAAUGUGAGAUGGUGGAAUUUCCUCGUAUUCUGGUUCUACUUCUAAAGAAAUUUGACUUUGACAACAACACCAUGUCACAUUUCAAAUCAGACCGCAUGGUAGUGAUGCCACAUACAUUACAGAGACAGAACAAGAUGUACACACUGUGUGGGAUUGUGAAUCACAUGGGCAGCCUUAAAGGAGGACACUACACAGCCACCAUCCUGUCCAAAGAGGACAACACCUGGUGUGAGUUUAAUGACAGUCACGUCAGAAAGCUUGAGGAACAACCAUUUGCAGACUCUGGGACUUACAAUUCCAGCACUGCAUAUCUGCUCGUGUACAGAGAAAGGAUGAAACAGGCAUGUAGCCAUGAGACAGGAAAAGAGGUUGGGAACAAGAGAGCUAACGUUUCAAGCCUCAAUGAAGACUCAGUGAACAAAACAGAAGAAGAUCCUCUCUUACCUCAUGACUUAAAAACCAGCCCCUGGAGAAAACCACAUCAGGACAACCUGAGGGAGGCAGAAGAGGGAAUGCAACAAAGCAAAACACAAGAAGGCUCAGAGAGUUUCAGAUACGAGGUGGAAGAUCGACAGGAUGAACAGAGUGGAGACCAACGGGAACUCCAAGGAAAAUAUGAUGGAAAAUACAGAGGCUCAGAGGGUUUCAGAGACAAGGUGGAACUCAAAAGAAAAUAUGGUAAAAAUGACAUUCAUCAUGACAAAGAACAGAGAUCUCAUAAAUAUAAACAAGAGUGUGAAGGACAGGAGACAGAAGAGAGGAUGAAACAGGCAUGUAGCCAUAAGACAGGAAAAGAGGUUGGGAACAAGAGAGCUAACGUUUCAAGCCUCAAUGAAGACUCAGUGAACAAAACAGAAGAAGAUUCUCUCUUGCUUCGUAUUCUAAAAACCAGCCCCUGGAGAAAACCACAUCAGGACAACCUGAGAGAGGCAGAAGAGGGAAUGCAACAAAGCAAAACACAAGAAGGCUCAGAGAGUUUCAGAUAGGAGGUGGAAGAUCGACAGGAUGAACAGAGUGGAGACCAACGGGAACUCCAAGGAAAAUAUGAUAAAAAUGAAAAUUAUCAUGACAAAGAACAGAGAUCUCAUAAAUAUAAACAAGAGUGUCAAGGACAGGAGACAAAAAAGAGGAUGAAACAGGCAUCUAGCCAUGAGACAGAAAAAGAGGUUGGGAACAAGAGAGUUAACGUUUCAAGCCUCAAUGAAGACUCAAUGAAGAAAACAGAAGAAGAUUCUCUCUUGCUUCGUAUUCUAAAAACCAGCCCCUGGAGAACACCACAUCAGGACAACCUGAGGGAGGCAGAAGAGGGAAUGCAACAAAACAAAACACAAGAAGGAUUCACAAGUUUAACCAACAUCCUGAAGAAACCACUUUGCAUUGCUCUCAUUGUUUGUGGUUGUUUAUUAAUUGUGAUACUUGCUGUUAUCCUGUCGACUCUAAACUUAUCUUGAUGUAGAGAGUGGGCAGGACUUAUGUCAGCGUUGAAGAUGAAUUCAGAAAUGUCUACUUGCAAGUUUCUACCAAAGUGAUGUUGAACUAAAUUACAUAUUGUGUCAUGAUUUGGUUUUGUAUCUGAGUUUCCCUGUUUUAUCCCAGUGUUGCUUGUUUCCCUUGUGUGUUUAUGUUCCCUAGUGUUGCUGGUUUUUCCCUUGUGUGUUUCCUAGUUUUGUCUUCAGUGUUUCCAGUGUUAAUGUGUAAUUUCAAAUCCUUGUGUCCCUCUCGGUUCUAGUGUGUCUUGAUGUUUAACAGUGUCUUCAGUGUUUCAUGUAUUUGUCAUAGUUGUCCUCAGUGUUUCUUGUCCUGCCUCUGUGUGUUUCCCUCC
Molecule: messenger RNA, 2458 nt
Organism: Labrus bergylta (ballan wrasse)
Lineage: Eukaryota; Metazoa; Chordata; Actinopteri; Labriformes; Labridae
Source: RefSeq, a predicted model, not a curated record